AUGACUGGUUUGCGCGUACCUGUCAGUCCAUAUCGCCCUAGAUUGUCGUUGUUUCCUCUGGUUCAGUUGGAGAGGACGUAUAUGCCAGUUCACAUGUCUGCCUUUCGGUCUCAGCUCCGCUCCGUGGGGCUUCACGAAGCUGCUGAAGCUGGUGAUGGCUCACAUCCGAACCUCGGGCGUGCGAUGUCUCGUUUAUUUGGCCGAUUUGCUGAUUUCCUGGGAAUCCGCAUCCAGACUACGAUUGCAGAUGAAGUUUGUCGUUCACUUUCUGGAAUCCUUAAAGGGUUUCGUGGUGAACAGACAAAAAUCGUCUCUCUCUCCCGCCCAGUCAAUACAGUUCCUUGGAUUCGAGAUUAUUAUUCCAACAAUUGA
Molecule: messenger RNA, 372 nt
Organism: Pelobates cultripes (western spadefoot toad)
Lineage: Eukaryota; Metazoa; Chordata; Amphibia; Anura; Pelobatidae
Source: the annotation of a GenBank genome assembly